Messenger RNA from Eubalaena glacialis (North Atlantic right whale), 738 nucleotides. It is a transcript of the gene C18H19orf18, whose product is annotated as chromosome 18 C19orf18 homolog. The transcript is spliced from 4 exons. The record is from RefSeq and is a predicted model, not a curated record. Bases 99 to 569 code for a protein of 156 amino acids. Lineage: Eukaryota; Metazoa; Chordata; Mammalia; Artiodactyla; Balaenidae.
GAGCUCCUUAGUUGCUCAGAGAAAUAUAGGACAGAUGCUAGCCUACAACUAAAUAUUUCCUUUCAUCCAUACGAUAACAAACUUGCAGUUUUGGAACGAUGGACAAGGUUCAAAGUUCUUUCACCAUUUUAUUUUUGUUUUUAAUGGAAUUCCCACUUCAUUUGUGCUUGCCUUAUGCAGCGCUGAUUCCUCAUAGAGCUGCUCUUGUUCAAGUAAUUACAAUUGCGUGUAUAGCCUUCAGUAUUGCCCUGAUAUGUGGGAUCACUAUUUCCUACAUGAUAUAUCGACUGGUACAGGCUGAGGAAAAACAACAACUUGCGUCGCUCUAUAAAAAUGUCAAGAUACCAUUAUUAGGAGAUGAAGAGGAGGUCUCUGAGGAUGAGGGCCAGGAUGAGUCCACGCACCUCCUUCCAGAGAGUGAGAAGGAACUGGAAAAGUUCAUUCAUUCAGUCAUUAGAUCGAAAAGAAGAAAACAUAUGGAAAAGAAGAGAUUGAACACAGAGCAAAAGUUGGUAAAGGAAGUGGAAAUAAAGGAUGCUGUACAUACCACAAAUCCAGGGCGUCUGUGAAAAGAAAUGAAAGAGAGGCAGGACAUGCCAGCCAGUGUGGAGGAAACAGUGACAGAUGACAGAAUGUGAGCAUGACUUGCUCCUGGAGAACCUUGUGCAAGAGCACUCUAAAGGAAGAACACCAGACGUAAAAACAGGAAAUAAAUUCAUAUGAAUUUAUUCAUAGCAA